Molecule: messenger RNA, 696 nt
Organism: Aegilops tauschii subsp. strangulata
Lineage: Eukaryota; Viridiplantae; Streptophyta; Magnoliopsida; Poales; Poaceae
Source: RefSeq, a predicted model, not a curated record
AUGGCGCCCAAGGCCUCCCCUAGCUCGCCUCGUCGGAGCCCUUCCAGCGGCUGCUCCAGGCGUCGCCCUCGUCUCUCCUCAUCCUCCAGCCGCCUCCCCUCCCGGCUCCCGUGCGUGUCCAGCACCAAAGGAGAGGAGCUCCUCGAGCCUCGACCCAGCGGCAGGUGCCCGAGCGCCUCCUCACCUCAUUCGUCGCCGCUGCCUGCCUCGCCUCCUGCCGAGCGCCUCCUCACCUCGUUCGUCGCCAGGCCUGCCUCCUCUGCCUCGCGCUCGUUCGCCGCCGCCGACUCCCUGCCGCUGCCAUCUGCUUCCCCUGCAACGAGCAGAGCCACUGCCGCCCCAACCCGGCGCGCCUCCGCCCCUUCUCCGGCCAAGUCCGGCGCCCCAUGGCCGGAUCCGUCGUCGCGUGCUCGUCGGUGGCCGCCCCUGCUCCUCUCGCCCCGACUCCCCUGCGUCCUCUGCAUCGCGUCGCCGACCUCCUCUCCAGCAAGGAGCCACCUCCACCGCCCUUGCCCGUUCUGGCCGGAUCCCGCCGCCUGGGCCCCGUCCCCGACCACCGGUGCCCUCGCUGGAGACCAUCUGCGCCGCCCGUCAAGUCUAGCGCCUCUGCUUCGCUCGCCUGAGCCAGCGCCUCGUCCCGCCUGCUGCUGCUUCUGUUCUUCAGAAGCGAACAGCUCGCCCGCUCACCCCCGUUGA